This is a messenger RNA of Priapulus caudatus, 2111 nucleotides long. RefSeq names its product cuticlin-1-like. Bases 313 to 1593 code for a protein of 426 amino acids. NCBI's taxonomy places the organism in Eukaryota, Metazoa, Priapulida, Priapulimorpha, Priapulimorphida, Priapulidae. The record is from RefSeq and is a predicted model, not a curated record. The transcript has 11 exons.
GCCCGCGUGUGCCCGCGUCACACUUUCACCGGAGUAAUUACGCUCGAAUAUACACUCGGCUCGGCCCGCAGCACCGGAACAUUCGCUCGCUCUCGUGUGGUCUGGUUAGUCGCGUGCGCGCGCGUGUGUGUGCAGCUGCCAUCGCUUCCUCAUCGCACCGCCAUCCUCUAUCCGGAUAUCAAAGCUGCUUCGCUUGACCACCUAGUAGACAUACGACUAGUAGUUGCAGCGAUCAUCGUGUUACUACGGGCUAGGUUCGUAUAGGCGCUACCACAGCAGACGAAGAGUUAUAGACAAGGCUGACAACCAUUGAUGACAAUGCGGGAAAACGUGGCCACAGCGACGCAGCGCGCAAUCUGUUUCAUAUUAGUUGUUUCUCAGGCACAAUAUUUAUCCGCGAUGAGGCUGAAUCCAAAAGUGGUGGUAUCAUGUGAGGAUCCAAAGGCCAUGGAAGUCACUAUCGACACCCCGGGCACAGUGGCGGGCGCCAUUUAUGUUAAAGAUCAAGUGAAGAACCCUAAGUGCCUUCUGCAGCCAACAUCUGCCAAAACUGUGUUCGUGAUUCCAUUCGACACGUGUGGUACACUCAAGGAGAACGAGAUAUACACGACAACAAUCAUCAUUCAAAGACACGCCACAGUCGUCACCUCAGAGGAUAUUUCCUAUCGCAUCCAAUGCUCAUUUGACACCGGCCUGCAGACGAUACUCAACUCCGACGUUGAUCUUAACGACCUGAAGCCGAUCAACGUGAAUAACACCGCAGCGCCACCUAGAGUCACAAUGAACGUCUAUGACUUUGUAGCAGACCAGUUCGUGACAAAGCUCAAACUCGGCGAGGUCUACGAACUUGAAAUUGACAUUACUAAUGGACGCAUGUACGGGGGAUUUGUACGAAACUGCAAAGCCAUCAGUGGAGAUGGUAUGGUAUAUCAGCUUCUCGACGAUAAAGGCUGUCCCACAGACACAUCGAUAUUCGGGAAGGCAUACACGGACGACCAGUCUAUGAACACGGGUCACUUAUUCAUCUACAUGCCGUUUGAAGCGUUCAAAUUUGCAGAGAAUUCUAAAGUUCGCUUUCAGUGCACGUUAGUAAUGUGCAGAGGGACUUGUGAGGCGACACAAUGUGGUGAGGAAGUUGGCGAGACCUUUGGUCGUAAGAGAAGAGCCGCUAAUGAAGAUGAAGAUGAAGAUGCUGAUGUGGUCGAAGAGGUGGCCAUGACUAGAGGCUUUGAAGUGAUUACUGAAGACGACACAUCGCUGAGGGAAAUGCUUGCGCAAGACGAUAACGUGAAGAGGAAGCUGAUGGAGGAGGCCAGUCACCUGCCGUGGAUCGUUCUCACGGCGCUUCUCGCCACGCUUCUCAUCGUUUCCUUCGUCUCCAACAUCCUCUUCUUCUCCAAGCUGCGACGACACCGGGCCGAGUGCGCAAAGUACGGCAUUGAAAACGCAUUUGUAGCGGAACCGCCAAAGUACAUGGGCGCGGGUCUUUCUAGCCACGGGAACUCACUCAGUUGCGACAACAACGAACACCAGUGUAGAAAUGCCGGUCAGCUACCGGCCAACACCGACAAGAACUCACGGAGACUCUCGUAGUUAACACCUGUGCUCUCAUUAUCGCCACUAACCUCCUCGUGCAGGCGAACACCCGGUAUAUACGUAUAGAGAUAUCUAGGUGGUCAUUCGUACUCGGCGUGGCUUUUAGAUGGUAUUCGUGCGAUUUGUCGAACGAGUCGGUGACCGGUUUUAUUCGCUGAAUUUCCAGAAUCAUGAAGUAAAACGCAAUGACAUCCUUGAAUCAGUGUCAUCUUCUAACAUUUGUAUAAUUAUGCGAAUUCACGUACCUCAUCAUAUCAGGCUCAGACCAGACCGUUCGAAGCUUAUUGUCACAUUUGUUGAAAAAGACAUAAGGAGCGAUGCUCAUUGUUUGAUACAAUGUUGAUGUCCAUUGUUGAGCACACAGACGUAGAAUAUUCAUAUAAUUCUGAUAAUUUACAAUGUGGUAAACUCACGUGAUAAGAUAUGAUUAGGCGCGUUCCCACACAAGAAAAACCGCGAUGCUAAUCGCGAUGAAAUACCGAGAUAAUUGUGUCGUUGUUCACACAGGCGAAUAA